UCCGCCAACCAGUGCAGAGAAACCCCCCCAGCUUUACCAUGUGAAUUUACUGAAAAAAUGUCACCCACGCAAGGCGCUGUGCGUAACGUGGACCCAGCCACAACAGUGCAAGCUGGGCUACGCCGAAGUGGAGUAUCUGGGAUAUCAGAUCGGGAGGGGAAAUUUGAAACCACAAGAAAAACAAUUUGCUAGUAGAUUUGUACCUAACUUUGCCGCAAUAGCUUCUCCCCUCACAGAUUUAUCCAAGGCACAACUACCCCAGACGGUGCGAUGUGCGGAGGACACAGAGGCGGCGUUCCAGGCCCUGAAGGAUGUGCUAUGUUCGCACCCGGUACAAGUCACCCUGGACUUCUCAAAAAAACUCCUGGUCCAGACAGAUGCGUCUGACACCGGGGUAGGGGCCUUUUUGUCCCAAGAGCAGGAAGGCGAGGAGCACCCCAUCAUGUAUGUCAGCAGGAAGCUUCUCCCGAGGGAGAAGGAAUACUCAAUUGUCAAGAAGGACUGCCUCGCCAUGAAGUGGGCCCUCGCCACCCUCAAGUAUUACCUCCUCGGGAGGAAGUUCAUCCUGAUUACUGACCAUGCCCCCCUCAUGUGGAUGGCACGAGAUAAGGACACGAAUGACCCUGUCACCCGCUGGUUCCUGUCCUUACAGCGAUUCUCUUUCUCUGUCAUCCACAGGUCGGGUGCCCAGCACGAUGGCACACCGCGGGAGAGAAGGGAGAGAGACAGACACCAGUUAAGAGAGAGAAGGAAGACAGCAAAACCUGAGCAAAAUAGUGAAAGGGCUUUCAGUAAGGCCCUCUGUGACAGCUGGAAUAUCUCUCAGAAGUGGGAGAGACUCAACUUCAAUGUGAGCAGGAAUGCUCAACUUUUCUUGAAGCUGGAGGAUUUCUUCUGGCGACGCUACUUGUCCACGUUAGCCUUGCCUUAUGGUGUUAAGGGCAGUGAGCUUUUUCUCAUGAAAGCAUUGGCAGCCAUGGCUAGCUAUGACAUGCCUGAGACGAUAAAACAUUUGCCUUGCAAAACCUGCAUGGUGGUUGGAAAUGGGUUCGCGAUCAAGAACACCUCGUUAGGAAGCGCCAUUAACAAGUAUGACAUAGUGAUCAGAUUGAACGAUGCACCAGUUCGGGGGUAUGAGGCCGACGUGGGGAACAAGACUACCAUGCGCCUCUUCUACCCUGAGUCGGCUUCCUACAACCCCAGCAUCCACAAUGACCCUGACACCCUCAUGGUCCUCGUGCCUUUCAAGCAGCAGGACGUGCGCUGGCUCAAAGAGAUCCUGUACAAUGAGAAGAGGAUCAGAAAGGGCUUCUGGAAACCCCCUCCUGAGAUCUGGUUGGGUAAAACAAGCCACAUCCGCAUCCUGGACCCCUACUUCCUGCAGCAAACUGCCAGCCGCCUGCUCCGCUUGCCUCUCAACACACCUCCAAAGACCAACCAGAUCCCAGCGCACCCUACAACUGGCAUUCUGGCCAUCUACGUGGCCCUUAACUACUGUGACGUGAUCCACAUCGCUGGAUUUGGCUACCCAGAGUCUAAAGACCUGAAGCACCCCAUUCACUACUAUGGCUAUGACACCAUGAAGUCUAUGAAGUUUCGGUCUUGUCCCAUCUCUGCAACUCCCAUCCGGACUCGGGAGUGCCGAAGGUCAAGAGCCAUGCAUUCUCCGAAACACGACCCUGCCAAGCCGCACUGCUUCUUCACACAUUGCUCGCUUAACCCAGAUGCACCAAUGUGUCGGAGGAAACACUGUCUAGCUGGCGAUUAUUUUUACUCUUUUUACUGACACCAGAGUCAUAAUGUAUUUUUUUCUGAGUAACUCAUUCAUUUUAGUUGUUAAUUUGACCUGCUGGCCGCAAUGAAUCCUACUGGCAAUAUUCGCUCCUCCGGCUCAACGGCUCCAGAGACAUGUUCCGACCACCCACUGUCUAUCAUAUGUAGCCUAUGCGCAGGAAACUAAAUGUUUAGAACUGAUUGAUCGCAUGGUGCAAGUAUUAAUGCAAUGAAUUGAUUAUUGAAUAUAAUUAUUUGACAUGGACGCAGCCUGGUAGAACUAAAAAAAUGGAUACACAGCCUACCUCUGCUCAACAAACUCGAGAACUAAUCAUGUGGGUGGCUAGCUGCUGCAGUUCGCUGACGAUAUUGUGCUAUUCUCCCUUGCAGCAGUCAAGCAAUUGCAUUCCGCCAAGAAUUGUUGACAAUCUAUUCUUGUUGCAGCUGCAACGGACCUCAUUUCAACGUUAUCAGGAAAUAAUCUUAUUUGUAUGCCUAGCAAUGACAAAUGUACAUCGUUUGAAGCACACUUUUAUACGUCUCAGUCACAAGUGGUAGCUCCUAUAAGCCCAUGAUGGUGAACGAGAGAGUGGUAGAAUCAUGAUUAUUUUGAGAUUUUUGUUCAUUGUUCAGCCGGUAAUGGAUACUGCGUACUCUGGACAUGACUGAAUCAAAUUAACGGAAUGAGUCGAAGGAUUCAGUAAAAAGGGCCACUCCUAUAAUGUUUGAGGAAAGCAUUAUGUCAGAUAUAAAAAAUACUAAAUAAAAAGCUAAUUGGAGCAAAAGAGAUAUUGAAGUAUGAAAUAUGUAUAAUUGCUGUCAUAUAUCACUCACACUUAUGUUAGUCAUUUCAUAUCCUUCAGAAUUGGUAGUGAUAAUUUUCUAGUGCUUUUGACACAAUCAACAUAACACUUUAACAAUCUACAACAACAUUCUCAGUAAUGGUUAUGGAAACAUUUGACUUGCCAUGACUGUGAUAUGUGGUUGUUUAUCCACCUUAGUUGAAUGCACAGACUGUAAGUCGCUCUGGAUAAGUGUCUGCUAAAUUACCAGAAUGUAAAUGUGAAAACGAACACUUGCAAAGCACACUGGGUAUAUUUCUGAUGAGAUCUGCCCCCAAACAAGGCCUGAAUUUGGUCGGUCUGCCCUUGCCUUGAUUUGAACGUCUAGAGACGUUGAUUUUUGGGCCGGUCCGAAACAAAUCUAAACCAAUCAUUGACUCUAUUUUUAGGCCAAAUGAAGGCCGUUCCGGCCCAAAUCGGAACCAAUCAUAGACAUCUAUUUUUAGGCCAAAUCCAGGCUGGACGGGACCAAAAAUCACUGUCUGUGGAUGCUCAAAUCAACAUCCAUGGACUGGGUAGGGGUAAAGGUAUCCAGAGAGAAUUUUCAUUUCAAGGUGAACUGCUCUGAUUGUUUGGAUGUGCACUGUCACUUCAAAUUCUCUUUAUCUUUUCCUCCUCAUCUCCACUCUCUGAAGACUGGAGAGGUGUAGACUAACCGAGAAGGCUUGUGAGGGUCUGGCCUCAGUGAUCAGAUCAAACCAAACUAGGGUGGAGGAUUUGAAUGUCAGUGAUAAUGAGCUGCGGGAUUCUGUAGCUGAACUGAUUUUUUAUGGGUUUAUGGCUCCUCACUGCAAAUUGCAGAGACUUUGGUUAGUUCCUUUGACAUUUGCUCUGGAUGCACUUAUUGAUGUUCACAACAAAACCCUGCAUGCUGUGAAGUACUUGAACUUGAGGGGUCAGUUUUAUUAAGCUUAGUCCUGGAAUAAGAAGCAUAUUCAAUGGAUAUUUUUUGUUUGAAGUCCAGGACUACACUGUACAAAAUAUAGUAGUUUUUACUG
Molecule: messenger RNA, 3613 nt
Organism: Oncorhynchus tshawytscha (Chinook salmon)
Lineage: Eukaryota; Metazoa; Chordata; Actinopteri; Salmoniformes; Salmonidae
Product: CMP-N-acetylneuraminate-beta-galactosamide-alpha-2,3-sialyltransferase 4
Exons: 9
Coding region: 443-1786 (447 amino acids)
Biological process (GO): glycolipid biosynthetic process
Molecular function (GO): sialyltransferase activity
Source: RefSeq, a predicted model, not a curated record